Messenger RNA from Mobula hypostoma (lesser devil ray), 4190 nucleotides. RefSeq names its product G protein-coupled receptor kinase 1 a (gene grk1a). Gene Ontology annotation, biological process: visual perception; regulation of opsin-mediated signaling pathway; protein phosphorylation. The record is from RefSeq and is a predicted model, not a curated record. Gene Ontology annotation, cellular component: cytoplasm. The transcript is spliced from 7 exons. NCBI's taxonomy places the organism in Eukaryota, Metazoa, Chordata, Chondrichthyes, Myliobatiformes, Myliobatidae. Gene Ontology annotation, molecular function: rhodopsin kinase activity; ATP binding. The coding region runs from base 1 to 1695 and encodes 564 amino acids.
AUGGAUUUAGGGAGUCUGCAGACUGUUGUAGCUAACUCUGCCUACAUCUCGGCCCGAGUCACUUUUGAUGGGCCCUCUAAUGUCCAGAUGACCAGAGAUAAAAAGUACCGAGCCAAACUCAAACUGCCACACAUCACCCAAAGUGAAAGUCUGAAGGAUGAGAUUGACACGGAGUUUGAGAGUAUUUGCAUCAGGCAGCCCAUUGGGAAGCGACUGUUCCAACAGUAUUUGGACACUGUUGCCGACUACAAGCCAGCUUGUGAGCUGUGGAAAAAUAUUGAAGACUAUGAUACAGCAGAAGACGAAGAAAGAGUUCAGAAGGCACAAGGUAUUAUCAGCAAAUACUUGGAAAUGGGGGCAGAACUCUUCUGUAGCUACUUGGAAGAGAAAUGUAUUUUGAGGGUCAAGGAGGACUGUGAAAAUGUGAGGGAAGACCUAUUCAAGGAAUGCAAGGAGCUGACGAUGGAAUUCCUAAAGAGUGCUCCCUUUGAGGCUUACAAACAAAGCAUGUACUUCAUGAGGUUCCUGCAGUGGAAGUGGCUGGAAGCCCAACCCAUCGGAGAGGACUGGUUCCUGGAAUUCCGGGUUUUGGGAAAGGGAGGGUUUGGCGAAGUGUCUGCUUGCCAGAUGAAAGCGACUGGGAAACUAUAUGCUUGCAAAAAGCUGAACAAGAAGAGGCUGAAGAAGAGGAAAGGCAACCAGGGUGCCAUGGUGGAGAAGAGAAUCCUGGCUCGGGUACACUCUCGCUUCAUUGUCUCCUUAGCAUAUGCCUUCCAGACGAAGGCAGAGCUGUGCCUAGUGAUGACCAUCAUGAAUGGAGGGGAUCUUAGAUACCACAUUUACAAUGUGGAUGAGAACAACCCUGGCUUUGAAGAGGAUAGAGCACGAUUCUACACAGCUCAGAUCAUCUGCGGCCUGGAACACCUUCACCAAUCCCGCAUUAUCUACCGUGACCUCAAGCCCGAGAACGUCCUCCUCGAUAACGAUGGCCACGUAAGGAUCUCUGACCUUGGACUUGCUGUGGAGCUGAAACCAGACGAGAACAAAACAAAAGGCUACGCUGGAACUCCAGGUUUUAUGGCCCCAGAACUCCUCGGAGGAGUGGAGUAUGGUUACUCAGUGGACUACUUCACACUGGGAGUCACUCUGUAUGAGAUGAUAGCAGCCAAGGGCCCAUUCCGAUACCGGGGCGAACACGUUGAGAACAAAGAACUGAAGCGACGGGUUCUCAACGACCCGGUCACCUACUCCGAGAAGUUCAGCGAAUCCUGCAAGCUGUUCUGUGAGGCUCUGCUGGAAAAAGAUCCCGAGAAACGUAUUGGGUUCAGGAACGACUGCUGUGAUGAAUUAAAGGCUCAUGCCUUUUUCAAGGAUAUUAACUGGAGAAAGCUUGAAGCUGGUAUACUCCCACCUCCUUUCAUUCCUGACUCCAGAACAGUGUAUGCAAAGGAUAUCCAAGACGUGGGUACCUUCUCUACUGUGAAAGGAGUCACCCUCGAAGAUUCAGACAAGGAGUUUUUUGAUGAGUUUGCAACAGGAAAUAUCUCCAUUCCAUGGCAAGAGGAGAUGAUUGAGACUGGCAUCUUUGUAGAGCUUAAUGUUUGGGGUCCCAAUGGAGGCUUGCCGAACGACCUAAGGGGAGAAUCAUUUCUGGAGAUCCCUCCCUCCAGGUCGGGGAUGUGCACUGUCGCUUGAAGAGGCAAAUUCCUAGGAUUGGGUUUCUGUGCUUUGAGGAGUAGUGUGGCCGAGACAUCUAGAUCAAUUCAGAAGAGGUCCUUUGAAAAUUCAGAUGUACAGUUUAAAGAAACAUCGUGUACCUGACCUACUGUAGCACCGUAGUGAAGUUGUUUGCUUGUUACACUAUAAAACUGUCAAACCCCAGUUCUGGUCCAAGAGAACUGGGAGAUGCUUGGUCUAGCCACUUCGAAGGCUCUGUUCAGCGGAUUUCCACUUUCUCACUCAAAUCCCCACUCUUCUACCAGCUGUUCCAAGACCUUGUCCCCUCCAUCCUUCCAAAUUGGUGACCGAGCGGACCUGAGGUGGAUUGUUUGGUCUGGUCACCAGCUUGAACCUAGGGCAUAUCCCUUGACCCUGGUCCUUUCCAACCUCAUGCCUUUGGCCUCUGCCCUGGCUCCUAGCCCAUCCCACCCCCUGAAGUUAUGGAUUGAUCUGAUUGGGGUAUUUCAGAUGGUGAAAGGGCUUGAUCUGAAGGAAAAUGAGAGGAAUUGUUAGUCAUAGACUGUCUGGAAUAAGGUGACACAAUGGCAGGUUAGUUCUGGAGGUACUUCACGUAAAGAGAAAUAACCAAAACAGCUUCACUACGAUGGCCAAGAUUUGUUGGUCUCUCUUGUCCUCUUGUCACUCACCUUCAGGGCAGAGAAAAAGGUGUAAAAGACUGUGUGUGUAUGUGUGAGAGAGAGAGAGAAGGAGUGAAAGAGAGAUUGAGAAAGACAUAGAAAAUGUGAAGGAGAACCAGCACGUAUGAGACAAAUCAAAAGCAAAAGCAGCAGGCGAUAGAGGCAGAAAAUGUGUCAGAGUGAACACGUGGUAUCAGGCAAUUAGGCCCUUGAUACAAGUCUGCACGAUCAACCACUAUUUCCAUAAAUCCCACUUUAAUCCCCCAUUUUAUUCUUGCCAUAAUCUCAUCAACUCCCCAGAUUCUAUCUUUCAUUGCACGAUGGGGGCAAAUUACAGUGGCCAAUCAACCCUCUAACCUGCAUCUCUUUGAGACGUGGGAGGAAACGGGAGUUUUCGGGGAAACCCCUACUCUCACAAGAAGAACAUGCAAACUCCACGCACACAGCACUCAAGGUGGGAAUCGGAUCCAGAUCUCUGAAACCGUGAGGAAACGGUCCUACCAGCUGUGUCACUGUGUUUCCUUCAAAAAGCAGAAAGUGCGUGAGGCAAAGGGAGAGUGUGAGAGAUGUUUUCCUUGUGUAAAAGAGAGGGUUAGUGAGGGGCAGACAGAUAGAGAUUGAAGAAUUGAGUGACAGAGUGAGGAGACACAGAUAAAGAGGACAGAAGGUGAAACGAAAAUACUUGCAUCAGUUUGGCGUCUUUCACAAGCAAAGUUCAAAGUACGUUUAUUAUCAAAGUGUGAGAUUCCUCUUCCCACAGAUAGCCAUGAAACGAAGGGAUGCCAUGGAACCCAUUCAAAGAAAACAUCAAACCCCCAACAUGCAAAAAAGGACCAAUUGCACAAAAGGCAAAAAAAAAGAUUAAAUAACUCACAGAAUAAUAAACAUCAAACUGCCAAGUCCUUGAAACAGUCGAGGAACAUUCAGUUCAGUUCAGUUCAGUUUAGCGCUGCGUUGUUCAUUGAGUGCAGCCAGACUAUCCCCAUCAAAAUCGCACAAAAUAGCAAUAAAAAUGGAGUAACCAGAAACCAGAAACACAUAUAACAUGAGCUGCGGAGUCCUCUAAGAACAAGUCCAGUCCACAGACUGCGCCAGUCAAACCCAAGACUCCUGUCCUUCCUCUGCAUCAGCGAGUGAGAGGGAGAGAGAUCCAUCAAACGCAAGCAGAUGACACUGAACAACUGCUCACCUUCCGCUGUCGUCCUCAUUGAUCUCAAUCUUGCUCAACACUUUAAUCAGUGAGUUGGGCGAGAAUUGGAGCCAAUCAUGGGCUUGCUCUCUGCCAUUAGGCUGCACUCUCUGUUCCCAAUCACACCGACUUUCCCCAGAGACAGCAAAAGCAUCAGAUCGCUAAAACACUUUAUUAAAAUGUAAAUUACUUGCUCCAAUCACACACAGAUUAGGAGUAGACGUAUAUUUAAAGAAGAAAGAGAAGAAGAAUUUGUGAUUUGUGAUUUGUCCGUGGCAUUCGCCGUUAGUUGCUGGCGCCAUCUUGCUGAUCAUACCCACUGGACAUACCCAAAAUAUACUCAGCUAACGCUUUACUCUGAAAGUAUAGACACCUUUGUAAUAUUGGAAGUGUGGCAGCAAACUUUAGUACAAUAAACUGCCACAAAAGGAAACAUGGUUAUAACCUGAACAUCUGUUUCCAGUGAAUGUAAAUCAGAUACAUAUUGGCAAAUUGUUGUGUAUUUAAUAUAUCAGUAAUAUUGUAAAUAUAUUCUUUGAUUUUGAUCUUUCAAUAAUUCCUUUUGGUUAUAUGUACGAAAUACAUGAAUUGCAUAAGUCAUCAUGACACCUACCACAUCAUACGUGCGCGUCUCGCUUAAAGUA